Jaminaea rosea is the source of this 3708-nucleotide messenger RNA. RefSeq lists its product as hypothetical. Bases 203 to 3625 code for a protein of 1140 amino acids. Gene Ontology annotation, molecular function: GTP binding; translation initiation factor activity; GTPase activity. Lineage: Eukaryota; Fungi; Basidiomycota; Exobasidiomycetes; Microstromatales. The record is from RefSeq and is a predicted model, not a curated record. The transcript is spliced from 2 exons.
GCAGCGGCGGCCUUUUGACAUUGAUUCGACAUUUUGAACGUCGAAUCCUACGCAAGCUCGUCGACAUCACUGCAUUUCAGGCAGCUGGAGGCAUUCGCAGACGCAGCAGAGCCAGCGACGCCACCAUCUCAUCCUCACAGCUCAAGAGCGGAACCCUUUCGGCUUGAGACAUAAUUCAUCGUGAAGUAGACGCGGCCUCGCAAUGGGCAAGAAGAAGGGAAACAAGAAGGGCGGUGGCGAUGACUACUGGGACGAGGCAGGUGAACUCCUGCCGCCGAACCUGCCCAACGCAGGCGUAGACGGCGCCGACGAUGAGCCCGUCACCAAGACGAAGAAUGCAUUCGCCAGCAUGCAGAUCGAGGAGAGCACCAAUGGAGCAGACGGUGGAGACGAUGAAGAAGAGGGCGGCUUGAUGGCAGCCAUCAAGAAGAGCAACGCAGGGGGCAAGAAGGGAGGCAAGAAAGGAAAGAAGCAAAAGGAAGAGAUCGACUGGGACGCCAUCGAGGCAGACAUGGCGCCUGAAAAUGGCCCAGCUGAUGAAGACAGCAAGGCAGCAAUCCCGCGCAACAUGGACGAGGAGUUCCCAAUCGAUGACGAAAAGGUCGCAAAGGGCAACAAGAAGGCUGGCGAUGCAGACGGCGCCAGCACACCCGUGGCCGGCGAUGAUCCUGAGGACGACGGCGCACCUAAGCUCUUGAGCAAGAAAGAAAAAGAAAAACUCAAAAAGGAGAAGGAAAAGGCGAAGAAGAAGGCACAGGCAGCGGCCAAGAAGGCGGCUGCGGGUGGUGGUGAUGAUAGCAAUGAUGUCAAGCCGACCCCACCAGCAGAGACGCCUACGCCUGCUCCCGAGAAUGGCGGUGGCGGCGAUGACGACGAUGAAGAUGGCGAGGAGGGCGGCGGAGGAGCGUCCGCAGCAGACAAAAAGAAGAAGAAGAAGAAGAAAAAGGCUGCAGAGCCUGCUCCUGCUCCUGCGGCGACCACCAAGAAGCCAAAUGCUGCUCUUGCGGCCCUGCAAGCCCGCAUGGCUGCGCAGAAGAAAGCAGAGGAGGAGGCGAGAGCUGCUGAGGAAGCCGCGAGAAAGGCCGAGGAGGAGGCGGAGCGCAAGGAAAAGGAAGAGGAGGAACGAAAAGAGGCUGAGCGUCAGCGAAAAAAGGAAAAGGAAAAGGCAAAGAAGGAGCAGUUGAGAAAAGAGGGCAAGCUGCUCACGCCUAAGCAAAAGGCUGAGAAGCAGGCGGCCGAGGCUCGUUUGCAGGCCAUGAUCAAGAGCGGCCAGGUCAAGGUCGACGGCCUGAGCAAGGGCAAUGACGCAGGACCGAGCGAGGGCAAGCAGCGCACGGCCGUGGUCGACAAGAAGCCCAAGAAGAGGGGUCAGCAGAAGAGCGGGCCCAACAGUCUCCUCCUCGAGCCGGCGGCGUCGCCAAAGGAGGAAGAAGCGAAGGCCGUUUCGGUUGAAAGGCCUGAGGAGGCGAGGGCAGACUCACCCGUGCAGGCAGCAGAGCCGGAGACCGCAAUCGAUGAGGAGGACGAGGAUGUUGCGGAUGCUUGGGACGCAGACAGCGAUGAAGAUGAUGCCAAGCCCGCGCAACCCGCAAAGAAGGAUAUCACGCCUAGCGGAAUGGCUGAGCAAAACGGCUCGAGCAACAAGGCGGGCGCGGAGCAAGGGGAACAGAGUAGCGACGAGGACGACGACGACGAUGACUCUGAAGACGACUCAGAUGACGACUCUUCCGACGACGAGCUCACCACCGCCCAACGUCAGGCCGCCGAGCGCAAAGCUCUCGCUGCCCAGCGCAGAGAUGAGCAACACAAGCAGGCCCUUGCCGCUCGAAGCAAAGACAAUCUGCGCAGCCCCAUCUGCUGUAUUCUUGGCCACGUCGACACGGGAAAGACGAAGCUGCUCGACAAAAUUCGACAAACAAAUGUCCAAGAGGGAGAAGCCGGAGGUAUCACCCAACAAAUUGGUGCCACCUACUUUCCGGUGGAGACGCUCCAGCAGAAGAUUGCGCCGAUCGACCCCGAGGGCAAGCAAGAAUUCAAGACGCCUGGUCUCCUUGUCAUCGACACGCCUGGUCACGAAUCCUUCACCAACCUGCGUACUCGCGGUAGCUCGCUUUGCAACAUUGCCAUUCUCGUCGUCGACAUCAUGCACGGUCUCGAGCCCCAGACACUGGAGUCAAUCCGACUGCUUCGCGACAAGAAGACGCCCUUCAUUGUCGCCCUCAACAAGGUCGACCGUCUCUACGGCUGGAAAGCUACGCCCGACGGAGCGUUCCGCCACUCGCUGGCCAAUCAAGACCGCGCCACACGAAACGAAUUUGAGGAGCGAGCCUCCAAGGUUAUGGUCGCCUUUGCGGAGCAGGGACUCAACGCUGUUCUUUACUACGACAACAAAAAUUUCGCCAAGAAUGUGUCUCUCGUCCCGACGUCGGCGCACACAGGCGAGGGUAUUCCGGACAUGCUUCAGCUCCUCGUCAAUCUCACGCAGGAGCGCAUGAGCGAGCGUCUCAUGUACUUGUCUGAGCUCGAGUGCACUGUCCUCGAAGUCAAGGUCAUUGAAGGAUUGGGCACGACCAUCGACGUCGUCCUGUCCAAUGGUACGAUGAACGAAGGAGACAAGAUUGUCGUUUGCGGUCUGAAUGGCCCCAUCGUUACACAAGUGAGAGCGCUUCUCACUCCUCAGCCGAUGAAGGAAAUGCGUAUCAAGGGAGCUUAUGUGCACCACAAGCACGUCAAGGCCGCACUUGGUGUCAAGAUCUCGGCACCCGACCUCGAAAAGGCCAUUGCAGGAUCUCGCCUGCUCGUCUGUGGGCCAGACGAUGACGAGGAGGAGCUCAAGGAGGAGGUCAUGUCCGACCUCACUGGUCUGCUCGAUUCGGUCGACAAGAGCGGCAAAGGUGUGUGUGUGCAGGCGUCGACCCUCGGCUCUCUCGAAGCUCUGCUCGAAUUUUUGCGCACGUCAAAGAUCCCUGUCAGCGGCAUCAAUAUCGGUCCCGUAUACAAGAAGGAUGUCAUGCGAGCCUCGACGAUCCUGGAGAAGGCGCGCGAGCUGGCGUGCAUUCUUUGCUUCGACGUCACCGUCGACAAGGAGGCGGAGCGCUUAGCCGACGAGCUGGGCGUGCGACUCUUCAAGGCCGACAUUAUCUAUCACUUGUUCGAUGCCUUCACCAAGUACAACGCCGAGGUCCUAGAGACGAAGAAGAAGGAGGCGGCACCCACUGCCGUGUGGCCCGUACGCCUCAAGAUCCUGGCCUGCUUCGCCCGCCGAGACCCCAUCAUUCUGGGCGCUGAGCUCCUCGACAAUACGGAUUUGCGCGUUGGUACGCCUCUGUGCGUUGUCAAGGGCAAGGAGAUUGUUGACCUCGGCCGUGUGACGUCGCUCGAGGUCAACCACAAGCAGAUGACGACGGUGAGCAAAAAGGACGCCGGUGCGGGUGUGGCCGUCAAGAUUGAGACCAACUCGGGCACGCCGCCGAUGUUUGGACGCCACUUCGAGGAGAGCGAUGUGCUUUAUUCGCACAUCAGCCGUGCUUCGAUUGACGCACUCAAGAACCUCUUCUGGGACUCGGUGACGCUCGAGCAGAAGAAACUCAUCAAGAACCUCAAGCCCCUCUUCAACAUCCCGUGAGGCAGCGACGCCAUAUGAUUUGUAACUUUCUUCCUUGCAUUGCUUGACCCGACGCGUAUCAAUAUCAUCAUUGAGAGUUGCCU